CGGAAGGGGGUGGGGCUUUGUGGCUACCGUUGCUGGGUUGAGACGAGCCAAGGGGCGCCUGAGAGCCCUGGAGAAGGCUGGGAUUGGACCGCUGAAGAACCGGGCGGGAGGCCACGAUCUUUAAAGAAGUGUCUUGAAGUACCAUUUUCUCUUGAUGACUAACAGCAUUCCUCCUGAGGCAGUUGGUAGAAGAAUCCUCUCUAAUGGAGAUUUUGGAACUGUGCUUUAUGUUGGCAGUGUUCCUCCCACGACAGGAAUUUGGCUUGGAGUGGAAUGGGAUGACCAUCACAGAGGAAAACAUAAUGGAAGUCAUGAAGGAAUACAGUAUUUCAAAUGCAGGCACCCCAUGGGGGGAUCCUUUAUCCGUCCAAACAAAGCAAAUUUUGGAGUAGACUUCCUUUCUGCUGUCAAAGAGAAGUAUGGAUCAAAUGGAGAUGAUCAAGAUAGUGAGCAAGGAACAGAAGUGUUACUAGUCGUUACAAAGAAGGUCGUGGAAACUGUUGGGUUUGAUUCUAUUAAAGAAAAACAAAAGCAAUUAAAUACUUUAAGCACCAUCUCGGUAGACGAAUGUGCAGUAAGUCUUGCUGGUCAAGAAGGUGAAAUCGGAAGAACAUGCCCCAAUAUCAGGCGAAUAGAUUUGUCAAAAAAUCUUUUGUCCUCUUGGAAAGAAGUGGUAGACAUUGCUUGCCAACUUGAAAGUCUAGAAACUCUUAAUCUCAGUGACAACAAAAUGAGGUUUGCAUCUACUUCACCACCUACUUCAACAACAUUUUGUAAUCUGAGAGUUCUAGCACUUAAUCGAACGGGAGUGACAUGGACUGAGGUUCUUGUAUGUGCUGCAGGAUGGCCAGCUCUUGAAGAACUAUCCGUGGCUUCCAAUGAUAUUUCACUUUUAAAAAGACCUAUUGAUGUCCUACAUAACCUGAAAUGGUUAGAUCUUUCAUACAAUCAAGUAGAUGAAAGUCAACUUCAGCUAAUCGCAGAUCUGCCCCGGUUAGAAAGACUAAUACUUUUAAACAAUAGAAUUUCUUCUGUGCAUUUUCCUGAUGCAGGAUUUGGUUGCAAGACUAGAAUGUUUCCUUCCUUAACACAUCUUGUAUUAAACAGCAAUAGAAUUGCAGAAUGGUCAGUUUUCAGUGAACUUGAUAAACUACAAAAGCUUCAAUCAUUGGAUUGUCGGAAUAAUCCUAUAAUGGACACAGAUGAAAAUAAAGAGACUGUGAAACAGCUUAUUAUUGCCAAAAUAGGCCAGUUGAAGUUUUUGAACAAAUCUGAGAUCUUUCCUAACGAAAGGAAGGGAGCAGAACUUGACUAUAGAAAGAAAUAUGGAGUUGACUGGUUAAAGGCUGGCGGUAAUCAGGAUCCAAAUAAAAACCAUCCAAGUGAGGAAUUCCUUGCUGCCCAUCCCAGAUUCCAAUUACUCUGUGAGAAAUAUGGUGCCCCUGAAGAUGGGGAACUGAAAAGAGAGCAGCCCUUUUCCCUAAAAAAUCAGCUAUUGACCUUGACCUUUAAGUGUCCUGACAAACCUGAACAGAACCCCAUACAGAAGAAGUUACCAGAUUCCAUGACUAUUCAGAAGGUCAAAGGAUUGCUGUAUCGGCUACUUAAAAUCCCAGGUUCAGAACUGAAACUAUCCUAUGAGAGUUCUAAAAUGAAAGGCAAAGAAUUUGAACUGGACAAUAACUUAAAGCCCUUGCAAUUCUACUCAAUUGAAAAUGAAGACUGCAUUCUAGUACGAUGGUAACAGCUGCCUUUAAUGCCUCUUUUGGAGAGUAGUUUUAUGCUGCUAGCAGAGCUUCUACAAUUAAGUCUAUAUGUUGAUUUGCAACUUAUCUGGAAGAACCUUGAUAUAAAAAAGAUGGAAAGCUAUUGGCUAGACAAACUACUAGAUCCUGCACUUUUGUUAAUAAAUAUCUUUCUAAAA
Messenger RNA from Elgaria multicarinata webbii, 1924 nucleotides. It is a transcript of the gene TBCE, whose product is annotated as tubulin folding cofactor E. Bases 155 to 1744 code for a protein of 529 amino acids. Gene Ontology annotation, molecular function: alpha-tubulin binding. Gene Ontology annotation, cellular component: cytoplasm. The transcript has 17 exons. NCBI's taxonomy places the organism in Eukaryota, Metazoa, Chordata, Lepidosauria, Squamata, Anguidae. The record is from RefSeq and is a predicted model, not a curated record. Gene Ontology annotation, biological process: microtubule cytoskeleton organization; post-chaperonin tubulin folding pathway; tubulin complex assembly.